AUGAAACAGAGAAUCUCUCAAAGUUCAAUUUCUCAAAAUCUAACUUCUCUUCACUUAGUAAAUCAAGUUGAAGGUUUAGUUGAAAAAGAUAAUACUUCAAACGAAGAUAGUCAAUCUUUACAA
This is a messenger RNA of Racocetra persica, 123 nucleotides long. The record is from the annotation of a GenBank genome assembly. NCBI's taxonomy places the organism in Eukaryota, Fungi, Glomeromycota, Glomeromycetes, Diversisporales, Gigasporaceae.